GUCCGGUAAAACCUGAACAAUUUGGUGGGGAGUAUAAAUGGUAGCGGGCGAUCGUUGGUAUAUAAAGCAGUCCGAAAUAACGUUUGACAUCAUCAGUCGCUCAGCCGAUUCAAAUCAACCAAAUCUUCUUAACAAUGGCCUUCAAGUUCGUCGUACUCGCCGCUUUCGUGGCUGCCGCCAACGCUGGACUUCUGCGCACGGCAGAGCCCUUGGCUUACUCGGCGCCAGUUGCAGUGGCUGCCGCCCCCGUGGCCAAAGCUGUGGUAGCCAAGGCGGUCGACGCCGACUACGACCCCCAUCCUCAAUACAGCUACGCUUACGACGUGCACGACAGUUUGACCGGCGACGCCAAGAGCCAGCAGGAGACACGCGACGGAGACGUCGUCCAAGGCAGCUACUCCCUCAUCGAGGCUGACGGCACGAAACGCACCGUCGAUUACGUCGCUGAUCCAGUAAAUGGAUUCAACGCUGUCGUCCACAAAGAAGCUCCCGCCGUCGCUGUCAAGGCAGUCGCCGCAGCUCCAGUUGCCGCCGUGAAGACCAUCGCGCACGCCGCUCCUCUGGCCUACGCGUCUGCCCCCAUCGCUCAUGCUCCUCUCGCCUACGCCGCCCCAGUUGCCAAGGUCGCCGCUCCUCUAGCCGUUGCUCACGCUGCUCCUGUAGCCGUUGCUCACGCUGCACCGUUGGCAUACUCGGCGCAUCCUGCCUCGUUGGCAUACUCGGCGCAUCCUGCCUCGUUGGCAUACUCGGCGCAUCCUGCCUCGUUGGCCUAUUCAGCACACCCUGCACAGAUCGCAUACGCAGCUCACGCAGCCCCCAUCGCCAAGAUCGCAGCCGGCCCAGCCUUCAGCUACGCCGCACCCGAGCACUACCUCUAAGAGACACGACCUCACUCGUCGCAUCUUGCCCCCACCCCAUUGACGAUCGACUUCAGGCUAAAUUCCUUUUAUUUAUUUUUUUAGCAGACUUGUUCGCCACUGAUUAAACUUUAGUUACGAAUGUAUAAU
Frieseomelitta varia is the source of this 1007-nucleotide messenger RNA. Its product is annotated as larval cuticle protein A3A-like. The record is from RefSeq and is a predicted model, not a curated record. The transcript has 2 exons. NCBI's taxonomy places the organism in Eukaryota, Metazoa, Arthropoda, Insecta, Hymenoptera, Apidae. Gene Ontology annotation, cellular component: extracellular matrix. Bases 135 to 878 code for a protein of 247 amino acids.